Vespula vulgaris is the source of this 1556-nucleotide messenger RNA. RefSeq lists its product as uncharacterized. The transcript has 3 exons. NCBI's taxonomy places the organism in Eukaryota, Metazoa, Arthropoda, Insecta, Hymenoptera, Vespidae. The record is from RefSeq and is a predicted model, not a curated record. The coding region runs from base 271 to 627 and encodes 118 amino acids.
CGACGAGAGGCAUAUCGUGUGCUAGUCGAGGCAUGUGCUCGCCAGUUUACCUCAGGAUCUCGAACCGGUCGCGACGCUACGUUCGGAAGAUUCCAAAUAUUCGAGUUAUACGAGUCGUACGAGGUCAAAGCUUGAGAAGCUAAUCCUUAGCCAAUAGAUUCGAAAAUUUCUAUUAUUUUUCUUAUUCCUCCCUCUUAUCCUUUUCACUUUUCUUAUUAAAUUUUUCUCGAAAAAAGUGAAGAUUCCUUUGGAGGAUUUGAUUUUCAAAAAAUGGGAACGCAAAUGCGAAGCGUCGUCACCGGUGAACUUGCCACGUCCACCAAAGAUAUAUCUUGGUCGACCACGGAAACACCUCUCACACCGGAAGAGGAGGAUGCGAUCGUAACUUUGGUUGUCGUAGUAAUUGGUGUAAUCGUCACUAUUGUUAUUUUAUUUUCAAUGGGAAUUUUUAUCGAUUGUAAACAUCAGAAAAAGGAAACAUUCAAGAAGAGAAAACCGAGACUAAAAAUGCCACAGAUUGCGCGUGUUCGAAGAACACAACCUGAUGACGUUAAGUCCUUUGCCUCUGAUAUGUGUCCGAACGAUAUAACCGAUUCAGCGUUUUCAACGAGAGAUGCCAUAGUUUGAUUUUUUGCGAUUAAACGAUUCUCUUUUCGUGUUGACUAAUAUAAGUGCACGAGUUUCGUUCGAAACAGUCGAACGUACUGAAACAAUUAAUGAGUUUCUUCUACGAACUUACGAGAAAAUUUCACAAACAACGUUUAUAGGAUAUUGUAUAUCUACUACUACUACUACUACUACUACUACUACUACUACUACGAAGUCGAACGACAUAGUGUUUUAUCGCUGUGAUUUAUGCAAUCUUCUCUUACGUAACUCUUCUUUAUCGUGCUUUUUUUCCAUUGAAAAGCAAGAAAAAGUAGGUACCGAUUUGUUAAAACUAACGAACUAUCGAUCAUUGAUCGAUGGAUGUCUUUCGUCAGUUGUUCUAUACGGUUCUAUACGCUGGGUUACGUCUCGAUUAUCGAUUUUCAGAUAUAAAUCGAAUAGAGAAUACACAUUCAACAAGUUUAGAACUAUCGUAACCAACGACCGGCUUACCGAAAAGGUUAAACAAAUAGAGAAAGUAUAUUGUUGAAAAUAUUUGAUACAUGUCUCUCAACAAGCUAUCAUUAAUAUUUCUCUAGAAAUGUUCUAACUUUUAUAUAUAUAUUUAUAUUUAUAUUUAUAUUUAUAUAUAUAAAAGAAAACAAAUUAUUACCAAUGAAAAUCUUUUCUCUUACGAUCUUUGAUAAAUGACCAUGACUUCGUAAGAAGGGGUCUUGGCCUUGCGUUCGUUUGCUCCAUUUCUCAUCGGAGAUACCGAAGUGAAGCAAGAGAAAAAAUUUGGUCGUGACCUUGUUUAAUCUGAAUCGGAAAAGACAUAUGAGUGUAUGAGAUAUAGAGAGAAAGAGAGAGAAAGAGAGAGAGAGAGAGAGAGAGAGAGAGAGAGAGAGAGAGAGAGAGUGAGAGAUAGAGAGAUAUGAAAUGCUGCGCGUGUUGUUUGACUACUUAAA